Messenger RNA from Phragmites australis (common reed), 971 nucleotides. Its product is annotated as NDR1/HIN1-like protein 10. The record is from RefSeq and is a predicted model, not a curated record. The transcript has a single exon. Gene Ontology annotation, biological process: defense response to other organism. NCBI's taxonomy places the organism in Eukaryota, Viridiplantae, Streptophyta, Magnoliopsida, Poales, Poaceae. Bases 91 to 729 code for a protein of 212 amino acids.
CACCAACUCACCAAGAUAAGUUCAGAUACUAGACGCCUCCAUCGGACAGACUCACACACACUCUCCAGCAGCUAAGAGCAAGCAUUGUUCAUGGGGGCGUGGGACGACUGCUGCGACGACUGCUGCUACAGCUGGAAGGACUUCUGGUGGUGCGUCCUCUGCCUCGCCAUCUUUUUCGUCGUCGCCAUCAUCGUCAUCCUCGUCGUUGCCUUCGGCUUCAUCCGCCACAUCGACAUCACCGUCGAUGAUGCCUCGCUGACCCGCCUUGCGCUCGUCAACACGACCAUCACGGCGUUCGCGUACAACCUCACCCUCACGCUCACCAUCCGCAACCCGAACUGGGCCAUGAACAUGAUGAAUACCAAGCCGCUCGAGGCCGCGUACAACUUCGACGGGCAGCAGUUCGACCGCGUCCGGCUCGCCGACGAGGGCGACAAGCACCCCGCGGGAAAGACCAGGGUGUACCGGCUGACGUCCGGCUCUGACAGCGCGUUCGUGUCCCUGGGCAACGCCGGCGUCGCCGAGUUCAAGAAGGAGAACGCGACGGGGACGUUCGAGGUCGAGGUGGCGCUGACUGGCGAGGUGAAGUACACGGCGCGCGUCACCAAGUGCAAGAUCGAGGCCACCUGCCCGCUCAAGCUGCAGCUCGCAUCAUCAGGGGAGGCUCCGGCGGCGCUGGUGUUCCAGAAGGUCAAGUGCAAGCUCGCCAAGCCGGAGAAGAACUGCUAGUGAUCAAGUGAUGGCUUCGGGUUAGCUUAUUUGGCUGGUGUCAAAAGAUUUGCAGAAGUUUGAAGUGACAUCAUGUUUGUGUAAGUGUAUUGCGUUUAGUCUCUACUGCACAAACUAAUUAUGAAAUGUGCAAUUUGGUAGUUUAAUUUUCUGCAGUUAACUAGUCACAACCAAGCUUUGUAAGAUUGCAAAGAUUUGGUAAAUUAUCUGGACAAGAAAAUAACGUUGCAGGCCUUGUUUGA